CUUUCCCUCUUUCUUCCGCUUCUUUCUACUCUAGUGUACUCUUCUGUUCAGUUCAGUUUGAAAAAGAAAACUGAAAAUCGACGGCAAUGUCGACGCCAACUUGGGAUGCAAUCGAGAGUUUCAAGAGCAUAACCGGACAGUCUGAGUCAGUUGCACUACGGAAACUAGAGGAGUAUGGAGGCGAUCUAAAUGUGGCUGUCAGUGCAUAUUUCCUUGAAUUGGAAAGAAGCGUUAUGAAUCCGAUAAAAGCUGAUUCUUCUCGGCAUGAUUCUGUAGACGUGAACAAUCAGAGUGGAUUUGGAGCACGUGGAAUUGUUCCUCUCAUCUCAGCUGUUAGAAGAUUUAGGCCUUCGUUAUUGCUUGACCCCAACUAUAGGAGGAAUUUGCUAAACCAGAUUGGUGCUCCUAAUUUCAAUCACCAAGCAACAUCUCCUCAUAUGGGAGAGGUGACUGGGGUCCCUGUUGUGUUUAGCAGUGGAAAUGAGCAUCCCCUGUAUUCAGGAGUGAGACCUUCUUCCAUCACGGAUUCACUAGGUACACCAUUGUAUUAUGGAGGGGGGAUUUACAACAAUGUCUCAAGAGAUGGCCAUCAACAGAUCAAUGGCGUAGAAUCUGAAAUGAUGCAAGCUGCAAUUGAGGCAUCUAAGGAGUUUGAACAAACAUAUAUGAAUCAGCGACAUGGUUCUUCCAAUGGUUCAUCUAGUGUUGGGCUUCAACAGAGGCAUCUUGAGCAAGAAGAUGAUGAGCUUGCACGUGCAAUUUCAUUGUCUUUGAAGACAGCAGAUGAAGAGAAAGCAAUACGAAUGUUGAAGGAUCAUUAUGAACAAAUGGGAGCAUAUGAUUCAAAUGAUAGAACUAAGGCAACAACUAGUAACAACUCUAAGGCAGGAAACUCAUCAGUUAUACAACCACCAGUGACUCAUGAACCCAUCCAUGAUAUUCAUAAUCAUCUUCGGAGUAGAGAUUCAUUGAACUCUAAUGAGUGGGUUGGUAUUUCAGAGAAAGAGCUUGAUGAAGCAAUUAUGCUGGAGACCCAGCAUUUUAGCCAGAUUACCGAAGGUUGGUUGUGUCUCCCUUCUCAUGAGCAAGGUGGUCCAAGUAGAAGCAUUAAUGAUGGUCUACAGGCUGUAUCUCAGCCACAAUCAUCCUCUUUAGUGGACCAACGUCUACUGCGGAAACAGCAGGAUGAGGAAUAUCUGAUUUCUCUAUUAGCUGAUAAAGAAAAGGAGAUGGAUACUCUUAAGAAAGCUGAAAGUCACAGUUUGAAAGAAGAAUCUUUCAGAAGGAAGCUUGAAGGAGUUUACAAGGUAGUGGCAACAAAAAUGACUUCACUUCCACCAGAGCCAGCAAGGGAUGAUGAGAAUGCAGUAACUAUACUUGUUAGGAUGCCUGAUGGUACUCGCCAUGGACAUUGCUUUUGCAGGUCAGACAAGCUCCAGCUUGUUUUUGACUUCAUAGAUGUUGGUAAAGUGGCGAAGCCGGGCACUUACAAAGUGGUAAGGCCCUAUCCUCGCCGUGCUUUUGGUGCUGCUGACUGCUCUUUAAGUUUGAAUCAACUCGGUCUGACAAGCAAAAAGGAAGCAUUGUUUCUGGAGUUCAUAUAGGAUUGACUAUUUUUCUUGAGCUGGUAGCUUUUGGCCAGAUGACUCCAAGGGUGUU
Messenger RNA from Hibiscus syriacus, 1659 nucleotides. Its product is annotated as plant UBX domain-containing protein 9-like. Gene Ontology annotation, molecular function: ubiquitin binding. Bases 87 to 1604 code for a protein of 505 amino acids. The record is from RefSeq and is a predicted model, not a curated record. The transcript has 12 exons. NCBI's taxonomy places the organism in Eukaryota, Viridiplantae, Streptophyta, Magnoliopsida, Malvales, Malvaceae.